AUGCAGAGGAAGGGAAUACGUAUUGCAAACCUGCUGGCCGAGUUGUGCGUCGUCAUUGGCAAAGACUGCAAGAACGUCGCGACCGAGGCAGACGUGAAUAAAUACAUCCUCGGAUACAUGGUCGGGAGCGACGUUCUAGUGAGAUGGUGGCAGAUGCCCGAACGAUCCAGCAACAAACCUUCGGCGAAAUCCUUUGACAAGUUCGCGUCGAUCGGUCCGGUCAUCAAUUCGACCGACAUAAACACGGAUCACACAAAACUGAAGCUGUGCAGUAUCGUCAAAGGAGAGUAG
Exophiala aquamarina CBS 119918 is the source of this 291-nucleotide messenger RNA. RefSeq lists its product as uncharacterized. NCBI's taxonomy places the organism in Eukaryota, Fungi, Ascomycota, Eurotiomycetes, Chaetothyriales, Herpotrichiellaceae. The coding region runs from base 1 to 291 and encodes 96 amino acids. The record is from RefSeq and is a predicted model, not a curated record. The transcript has 3 exons. Gene Ontology annotation, molecular function: hydro-lyase activity.